UUUGGACACUUCGCUAUCCAUCUUCACGCUCAACAGCCGCACACAGCCAAGAUGACCAAGCGCACCAAGAAGGUCGGUAUCACCGGCAAGUACGGUACCAGAUACGGUGCCUCUCUGCGUAAGCAGGUCAAGAAGGCCGAAGUUUCGCAGCACGCCCGCUACAUCUGCACCUUCUGCGGCAAGAACACCGUGAAGCGCAAGGCUGUUGGUAUCUGGGAGUGCAAGGGCUGCAACAAGACCGUUGCCGGUGGUGCCUACACCGUCUCUACCCCCGCCGCCGCUGCCACCCGCUCCACCAUCCGUCGUCUUCGUGAGAUCGUUGAGAUCUAAGCGUGAUACAUGGG
This is a messenger RNA of Penicillium diatomitis, 344 nucleotides long. Its product is annotated as 60S ribosomal protein eL43. The transcript has 4 exons. Gene Ontology annotation, molecular function: structural constituent of ribosome. Gene Ontology annotation, biological process: translation. The coding region runs from base 52 to 330 and encodes 92 amino acids. Lineage: Eukaryota; Fungi; Ascomycota; Eurotiomycetes; Eurotiales; Aspergillaceae. Gene Ontology annotation, cellular component: ribosome. The record is from RefSeq and is a predicted model, not a curated record.